Molecule: messenger RNA, 3146 nt
Organism: Polypterus senegalus (gray bichir)
Lineage: Eukaryota; Metazoa; Chordata; Cladistia; Polypteriformes; Polypteridae
Gene: lekr1
Product: leucine, glutamate and lysine rich 1
Exons: 13
Coding region: 168-2225 (685 amino acids)
Source: RefSeq, a predicted model, not a curated record
AUGGUUGCCAAGAAAGCCAAAGAGGUUUCCUGUGAUUUGAAAGUUUUCGAAAGCGAAGACUUAUACCUGGUAUUAAUAUAAAAAUACGCAUGCUGGUAGGUGGUGUCUUUUUCCCCAAUGCCAGAUAAGGUUGUGCAUACUAAGAAAAAGAGAAAACAACAGGACAAAUGGAAAGGCAUAUACCAGUUUACCCAUUGCCAGACACAAUUCAGAAGAUGGAUCCCGAGGAGACAGUCUGUAGAUACUGUGGAGUCAGCUACCUCAUUCACCAUGAAUUUAAAAUGAUGGAAGAAAAAAUGAAAGCUAUGGAAUUAGAAAUGGAGCUUUACAGGGCAAGUGUUGAGAAUGAGAGGAGACUUCAGGGUGACAUCCAAACUCUACAUUCCCUCUUGGAGCAAUCAAGGGCACAAGAUGAACAACAAACAGAAAGCAUAAAAUUUCUUUCUACACAACUGUCAGAAAAGGAGUCUGAGUUAAGGACCGUGACCAGUGCAAUGGACAGUUUUCAAAGCAAGCUAAAUGAAGCAGAAUGUCAGUCCCAACUGCUCAGGAGAAAAUGUACAUUGCAGAAUGCUGUUUUAAAAAAUACAAUGAGUUUCCUGCAAUUAACAAAGAAGGAGCUUUUAACAACAAGAUCUACUGUGGCCUGUUUCCCCAAACUCUGGAGAGAGUUUGCCAAAGAAGUGACAGACCGGAGCAAAGAUGCAAUGGCUGAGCUCACUUCAUUAGAAAGAGCUGUGGGUAUCUCUCAAAGCGAAGUUGUGCGCCUUCGGGAACAGGUGAAUGAUUUACAAUCAGUGUCAGCAGCAGCGGAGUUGAAAUCUCAACAGGUCCAAGACUUGGUCCAGAGAGAAUCAGAACUGCAAAACAGAUGCCAUGAAAUGCAAAAACAAAUCCUAGGCUUAAACAGUCAGCUCGAAAGCCUCCACGUGAAUCUUCAGCAGCGAAGCAGUGAAAUGGAACAUUUCAAGCAGUUAGUCGUUGCAAAAUCAACAGAAACAGAGCAGUAUCUUUCCAGACUGAAGCAAUCUGAAAUUGAGCAAAAAGAAACUGAAUCCAGGUUCUGCAAGAAACUGAGAGAAAAGGAUGAAGCAUGGCUGGCUUGUCAACAGAAGUGUAGAUUAUUACAAGAACAGCUUACCGAACAAACAAGGAAGCAUGAGGAACUGAGCAAAAGAAAUGGUCUCUCUGAAAACGAAAAUGAAACUCUCCUAGAUGCACUGAAGCGAGCUGAAGAAGAAAUAGACACUCUGCGCAAAGAAAGAGAAUUAACAAAGCUUUCUCAUCAGAAUACAAUUGUGCAGCUGCGGGAAAGUUUCAGACAAAAGAUGCUUGAAGGACAUAACUUAAGGACAAAGUUUGACGAAGAAUUAGAAGAAGAGAGAAAGCAUCACUUUAUAGAAAUGCAAAAGGCUGAACUAAAAGUGAGAGAAGAUGCUAAUACUGAAUUAGUCAUUCAGCGAGAAAAGUUUCAGGAGUUAAUCCAAAAAUACCAGAAGGAACAUGAAGAACUCAAGAGCAAGGUGCCCUCACUUAUUCAAAAAGCCACGAUGGAUCUACAAGCAGAAAUUAAAUGUUUGGAGAGCAAGCUGAUGGAUUUGCAUAAUACUAGGAGAGAGAAAGAAAGUAAAAAGGAUCAAGAAAUGAAUCAUUUGAUGAAGCAGGUCUCUGAUUUAGAAAGCCAGCUGUCACAGGAGAACAAAAAUACUGAGAAUCUGACAGCUCAAAUGAAGCAAGAACUACAACAAAGUUCUUUAAAAAUAAAGGAACUAACCAUGGAGCUCGAUCAGUUAACACAGGAGUCAUGUCAACUGCAGCAAGAGAACACACUGCUCCAAGAGACAGUUCGCAGGGAGUGUGAAGAACGCUAUGAACUGACAGAGGCUUUAAGCCAGGCCCGAGAGCAGCUACUGGAGCUAAAAAAGCGAAGCGGGGGUCUGCAGCUUUCACAGCGCUCUUCCAGUCAAAGUGUUCGCAUUGAGUCACCUUCACCUUCUGCCAGCCAAGGACAUAAAAGCAUGAACACACAGAGGUCCGGGUUAGCAGUAAAGCAUGGCCUCUUGACAAGACUGGCUGGAAGCCCCGAUGGGCAGCCGGGCAGCAGCAGCACCAGUGCACUACCUGCAAUCCCCUUGCCACGCCCAUCAAAGGACAGGCUGUUCUCCAUCAGUGAGUCCAAGCACAGGAUUGCAGCUGUGGUAAGAAGCAGAGAGAACAAGAUGUGAUUCACCACAACUCCUGCCUAAAAUGAUUCUUCCUUUCAAGAAAGUUUCCAGCUCAUUUAUUUGAACUUCUUUUUUUUUUCAUAUUUCCAUAUGGAAUAGACAGCUAUAAUUUGAAGACUGCUGCUUGUGAAACCGUUAAUUCCCACACAUGGCACAUAGCGGUUUUUCUAAUGCAAGCUUUAAAGUACAAGCAUCCAUCUUACAUCAAUAUUAUUAUUUUCUCUACAAAUUUUAUUUCCUGAACAUGUCAAUAGGCACACCGGAGUCUUAUUUAGACAAGGUGUGAAAAAUGGUGGACAGAGAUGUGCUAACACUGUACAACAUACCUGUUGUGCAGUAAUGAAGAAGAUUUUUCUAGCCUUGGGGAGAGAAAGUCAACACCAGGCAGAAACUUGGGAAAUCUAGAGCCAGUUCAUUUCUGUGGAUAUACAGUAAGGUACUGUAGAUGAGUGAGCUUACUUCGACUGAUGGUUGACCACGGUGGGCUCUACAAAGCAAUUCUGCAUAGGAUUUCAAAGAAUCAUACUAAUAAUAGUAAUACAUUUUAUGUGCAAUUGUCAGUAAAUAACACUGGAUAAGAGCUAAUAUCAGAAUAACAACAUACCAAAUAAUAUGAAAAAAUAAGUGAAACACGGGAAGUAAAUACGAAUCCUGCUACUGACACUGUGUGUCCAAGAGCAAGUCACAUCACCUGCCUGUGUUCCAAUUGGAAAAAUUAAAGAAAUCAAUUGUACCUCAAAUGUAAAUCACCUUGGAUAAAAGUGUCCGCCAAAUAAGUCAAUGUAAAUAAAAAUACACAAUAAUGGGAGAUAGCACUGCUGUGGCCUCAUGGAUCCAGUGUCCUCUUUUUGAAAUCUGCACCUGGUCCUUGUUUGUGUGAAGUUUAGCACGUUCCGCCUCUGUCAGCUUUGUUUUUUUGGA